Messenger RNA from Tyto alba (common barn owl), 1649 nucleotides. Its product is annotated as plasmanylethanolamine desaturase. The transcript is spliced from 6 exons. The record is from RefSeq and is a predicted model, not a curated record. Gene Ontology annotation, molecular function: plasmanylethanolamine desaturase activity. Gene Ontology annotation, biological process: ether lipid biosynthetic process. Lineage: Eukaryota; Metazoa; Chordata; Aves; Strigiformes; Tytonidae. The coding region runs from base 30 to 986 and encodes 318 amino acids. Gene Ontology annotation, cellular component: endoplasmic reticulum membrane.
GCAGCGCCGCGCCGCGGCCCCAUUUCGCGAUGCUGCCGCGGGCCGCAGCGUUGCCGCCGGGCGCCGGGACGGGGCCUGGGCGCCGCUCGCCGCCGCCGCCCGCCGGCCUGGAGGAGGAGGAGGAGGAGCAGGAGCCGCCGCCGCGGGGCCGGGCCAUGGCGAGCGGCGGCGCCGGGAGCGUCCCGCGCCGGGCGGAGGCGGCGGCGGAGGCCGCGGAGGAGCCCGAGGGCGGCAGCCGGCGGUGGGGCGCGCAGCACGCCGGGGCCCGCGAGCUGGCCGAGCUCUACUCCCCCGGAAAGAGACUACAAGAAUGGAUCUCUGUCAUCUUAUGUUUCUCUCUGAUCUGUUUCAAUUUUUACAAUCUUCUCUUCUACUUGCGACUGGAACACACGUCCUCUGUUAUUGUUGGGAUAUUUGCAGGAGUUAUUACAGCUGACUUCCUAUCAGGACUAUUUCACUGGGGAGCAGAUACCUGGGGAUCUGUGGAGCUACCCAUAGUUGGAAAGGCUUUCAUCAGGCCCUUUAGAGAACAUCAUAUUGACCCCACAGCAAUUACCAGACAUGAUUUUAUAGAGACCAAUGGAGACAACUGCUUUAUGACACUAGUCCCAUUGGCAAACAUGGCAUACAAAUUUGUUUCUCUUUCCCCAGAGGCAUUAUAUGAAACGUGUCCUUGGGAGUGUUACGUCUUUGCCCUUAUCAUCUUCAUAACCAUGACGAACCAAAUUCACAAGUGGUCUCACACGUACUUUGGUCUUCCACGCUGGGUCAUAUUUCUACAGGACUGGCACGUUAUUCUGCCACGGAAGCAUCACAGAAUCCAUCAUGUGUCUCCACAUGAGACCUACUUCUGCAUUACAACUGGUUGGCUGAACUAUCCAUUAGAGAAGAUAGGAUUCUGGAGGUGUUUGGAGAACAUUAUCCAAGGAGUUACGGGGGAGAAGCCAAGAGCAGAUGACAUGAAAUGGGCUCAGAAAAUCAAAUAACUUUUGCCAGUCUUCUGCAAUCCUUAACUUGUUGCCAAUGUUUUGGGGUUUGUUUUUUUUUUUUUUUUUUAAAUAAAGCCAUCAGCCAAAUUCAAGACCUGCAAAGAAAUAACAGACUCUAAAGCACAAACUAAAAAGUGCUAACACAGACUAUAAUGAAAAGAACUAAUUCUUAAAACAAUACUUGAAAUGAAGAUGAUUACUCUUACUGAGCACCUUUUUGUUUAGCCAUGUCUGCUUACAUCUUAGAAAAUACUUCAUCACUGUAUCUCAUAAAGCUAUCAGGCAAGCCAGAAGGCAGGACAGUCACUCCAUUGGUACAUGGUGGCGUAGUAAACAUGUGUUGUAUCAACAUUAUUGAACACUUAAAAAGUAGCUUGUUGCCUAAGACCUACAGGGGGAAUGGUGACAAGAGUUUGUCACUUGGUGUUUGAGUACAAAUACACUGUAUGAAAAGUGUGUCAGAGUAAUGGAAGCCUAUAAAAUCAUCGCUGUUCAAUGCACUUAGUGAUCGAUAAACUUAAAGCUCUGUCUUUGGUGUCAUGUUAAAUAAUUGAUGUAAUGUGGAACAGACUUUGAGAAUCCCACUACACCUGUGGGCCACAAAUCCUCAAGUGUCUUCAGUUUCCCUUAAAAUAAAUCUGUUCUACUUUCUACAUGGAA